AUGAGCGCCGAGGCGCUCGGGGCCGUCGGCGACCACCUCGAGCUGGUGGCGCAGCUGCUCCGGGGCCAGGCCGCCGUGCGGGGCGAGGGCGACGGCGCGGAGCUCGGGGAGCUGCUCGCGGCGUUGACGAGGAGCAGCGCCGCCCUGGGGGCCCAGCGCCUGCGCGCGCCCAGCCGCGCCCCGCCCGCGCCCAGUGCCCCGCCCGCGGCUGCCGAGCAGGGGCUGCGCGCAGGCGCAGCCGCGUUUUUUGUUCUUCUACCAUCGGCCGCCGCCGCAGCUCAUCGGGGCCGACUACCCCGCGGUCGCAGAGGACGAUGA
Prorocentrum cordatum is the source of this 318-nucleotide messenger RNA. The record is from the annotation of a GenBank genome assembly. Lineage: Eukaryota; Dinophyceae; Prorocentrales; Prorocentraceae.